CAGGGGGCCCAGGGGGCACCGCCCGCUGCUCCUUUGGGCCUGUGGCCUGCCUGGCACCUCCCUGGGACUGUUUUUUCUUUAAUUUAAUUGAAUUAUUUGCUCUAUUUCAAAGUGUUGCCUCAGCACUGGCAAGAUGCAAACCUCAUCUGGCCCUGCUGUGUCAUAGCAUCUCUCUUCCCCAAAAGCUUUGUGGUCUGUGAGGCAGAUGCCUCCUUGGGAUUAUUUUGACUCCUCUGUUUCCCUCCUAAUACUGUUUCGGUGACUAAAGAAGCAAAAGAGAGCAAGAAAAACGAAUGUGUUUUUAUCUCCGGGGACCUUUAUCGUAACGGCCUGCAGAUAGCGUCCGAGCGCGGAUUAGGCAGACGAGGUUCUGUGGGGAAUCGGAUGUGUUUUAUUAGACCAGCUUAAAGAGUUUUUUUUUUUUUAGCAAGCUUUCGGGUUUCCAAACCCGUUGCCAGGCCGAGGAAGUCUCUGCGGCUUUUCCUUAGACUGUCACGGCUACAACCGACACCCCUAAGACACGGAUGAUGAGUUUAUGGGGACAGCGGCUGCUUCGAGCACGUUGGUCUUUUCAGUCAGGGCAGGAGGAGGAGGAAAAUGGUCGUCAGAAUGACUAGACUCGAUAGCAUGGGUGUCACCGAUGUUAUAACAUAUAUAUUUUAUCUCAACUUUUUGGCAUUAACCGAACGUGAGCGUAAUAAAACGUCAGGAUAAUUUCAGAAAAUGAAGAAAUGCUAAUAAUGGAAGCUCCCCUAUACGGGCCAUCCCCUGCUUAAAGCUGUUUCUCUUAGCGCGACUUCAUUAUAACGCUCACUUGAAAUUAAUAUCUGAUUUCACUUAGCGCAGAGUGAGUUUCGUUGUAACGCUUGCGGUUGCCAUCUUGAGUCAUUAAAAACAACUGCGGUCACCUUCUUGGGGUGUCAAAUACUUUCGGUUUUGCUUAAUGCUCAGUUUUUCAGGAACCAAUUAGGACCGCUAAGGGGGGUUGCCUGUAGUAGCCUGUCUAGGCCAGAGUUCAGAAGCGCUUUGAUUCCCACACAUCUAAGGACAUCAUAAGCAUUUCCUUUUUCUACGCUUCAACAGUCUAGAGAGGUUAAAGUUUUACUUCUUUUUCAGUAAUAACAUAAAUACGGAAAAGAUUAAGAAACUAGAUGAAACCAGUACGUUAAAGUGUAAUGUUCUGUGGCUUGACAGCACGUAGAAACACUAGUGUAUAUAGUUUCAAGAUUAGUACUCUCUCCUGAGCACUCCUGGAUCAGAAGUUACAAGUCGAAUUAUUUUUAGUCCCAACGGUAUAACCCAGUACUUGCAACAUAUAACACUAUUGGAAGGGUCUGGACACAGCUGCACAUGUCUACCCUUGUGGCUUGUUUUUUCUCUUGCUGGGUUGGAAAGUGGAUGGUGAAUUUCCUAGACUGCUUUUUGUUUUGUUUUGCCUUGCCGACAGCAACCUGUGAUUAACAUCCGUGACUGUGACCAGCCUAGUUGCUUCUUUACAACUUCCCAUUGCAAAAGUCAGAUUUAGGUUUCCCAAGGAAUCUCCAUGAAAUAACUUUGUGUAUGGUUUCCUCCCUGACAUAACUCAGCCCAGAUGUCAUAAGUUUGCCAAAAGAUUCAUUGAUGAACUCGGAUCAUCUUUUGACAACCAUAGGCUGAAUUUGGGUUUUGUAGCAAAACUUGAAAACAGGCAAAAAAUGCCUGUUUUUAUGAUAGUAGCUAGUUUUGCAUAGUUCCGAUGAACAUUUGAGGUGAGGAAUACACAGCUAGAGCAGAUAACAGGAUCUUUGCUUUUAAUUCAUCAGAACCUUUGGAUGAUAAAGGAAGAUCUGCGCUCUGCUUCUCAUUACACCUCACAGAUACAUGCAGACAGUUGAUUUGGGCCGACUGAGACCAGUGAGGUCAUUUCAUACACAAUCAACAGCCGUGAAAUAGCAGCUGGCUUUACUUACGAGCAAAUUUUGCUCAUUAUACACGCAGUCCAGCAAGCCUAUCUUAAUAUUUCCCCCUUCACAGAAGCCCAGUCAGCUUGUGGCUUAGAAAUGGGAGAAGAUACUUCUGGGCAGUGUAUGGCUUUCUGCUUAGAAACUUUUCAGUACUUGAAAUAGACCCUUCUGGCUCAGCAUGUAGGAAGCUGCAAUGUGGCAACACCACUCUUCUGGUGCAGGAAAGAGUACCCUUUGGCUUGUUUUGAAACACAAGGGAUGGACAAAUGGAGCUUAAUGACCAUUGCUGUCUUACUAGGACUCACUGUACGUUGGACAGUUUCACUUGGUUCUUAUUCAGGUGCAGGAAAACCACCUAUGUAUGGAGACUAUGAAGCUCAGAGACACUGGCAAGAAGUUACUUACAAUCUGCCCAUCAAUCAGUGGUACUUCAAUACCAGUGACAAUAAUCUACAGUACUGGGGCCUCGAUUAUCCACCUCUUACUGCUUAUCACAGUCUCUUGUGUGCUUGCAUUGCAAAGUUAAUAAAUCCUGAUUGGAUUGGUCUCCACACAUCCCGUGGGUAUGAGAGUCAGCCGCAUAAGUUAUUUAUGCGUGCAACAGUUUUUAUUGCUGACUUGCUGGUUUACAUACCCGCUGUUAUCAUGUAUUGUUGUUAUUUAAAAGAAACGUCAACUAAAAAAAAGGUCUCCACUGCUCUUUGUGUAUUGCUUUAUCCAGGUCUUAUUCUUAUUGACCAUGGACAUUUUCAAUAUAACUCUGUGAGCCUUGGCUUUGCUCUAUGGGGUGUACUUUUCCUGUCUAAUAAUUGGGACCUUUUAGGGUCAGUGGCAUUUUGUUUGGCCAUAAAUUAUAAACAAAUGGAGCUCUACCAUUCCUUGCCUUUCUUUUGCUACCUACUUGGAAAAUGCUUCAAGAGAGGCCUAACAGGAAAGGGAUUAGUGCUGUUAAUUAAAAUAGCAGUUACAGUGGUUGCUGCUUUUGCGAUGUGCUGGCUCCCAUUCUGCACAGAAGCAGAACAAAUCCUGCAAGUACUCAGAAGACUCUUUCCCAUUGACCGAGGCUUGUUUGAGGAUAAAGUAGCCAACAUUUGGUGCAGUCUAAGUGUCCUUAUAAAGAUAAAGAACAUUAUUUCACCUCAGACUCAGCUUAAACUCAGCUUUGCUUUCACAUUCCUGAGCCUACUUCCUGCUUGUAUAAAACUAACUCUUCAGCCCUCUCUCAGAGGAUUUAAAUUUGCUCUGGUUAGUUGUGCAUUGUCAUUCUUCCUAUUCUCCUUCCAAGUACAUGAAAAAUCUGUUCUUCUAGUAUCAUUACCAGUCUGCUUAAUCAUAAAUGAAAUCCCAUUCAUGGCUACAUGGUUUUUACUUGUAUCAACUUUCAGCAUGUUGCCUCUUCUGUUGAAAGAUGGCCUCUUAUUGGCCUACAUUGGGACAACAUUAGCCUUUCUUACAGUUUGCACAGCUUCUUUUUCAAUAUUUGAAAAGACUUCAGCAGAAGACCUGCAGCUGAAAUCGUUUUCCCUUUCCAUUUGGGGAUACAUUCCUUGGUUAAAGCCAUUCCCAAAGAUUGUUAAGAGUCUGUUUCUCGUCUCAAUAACUCUGAUGGGCGUCCUCAGUUUAAGCAGUGCUACGCUGAAUCCUCCACAGAAGCUACCAGAUUUAUUCCCAAUACUUGUGUCUGUUGUUUCCUGCUUACACUUCUUAAUCUUCUUGAUGUAUUUUAAUAUUGUUUUACUGUGGGACUCCAGAAAUAGUAGAAACCAGAAGAAAACCAAUUAGUUAAAUCCAAACCUGUAAAAAAUUCAGGAAUAAAUUGCAAAGGGACUGACUAUUUUCACUGAAUUAUGUCAUGCAGCUAAACCACUGUGUGUUUUAGUGUGCUUCCCAGGAUCUGAUGUAAAGCAGGAUAGAAAAUGUUUUGUACUGAAACACAAAUAAGUUGUUCAUAACUCUUAUUUUAAGGAAAAAGAAUUGCUAUUUCCAAAGAAGGUCUGAAAUUUAACUUGGCCUGUUAGUCUCCAGAAAUGUAAUACUUCUGAUGUUGCUUGUAAACUGAAAAUACAUAAUUAAAAGACCAAAAUCUUGAACCUGA
Alligator mississippiensis (American alligator) is the source of this 4038-nucleotide messenger RNA. It is a transcript of the gene ALG6, whose product is annotated as ALG6 alpha-1,3-glucosyltransferase. Gene Ontology annotation, cellular component: endoplasmic reticulum membrane. The coding region runs from base 2202 to 3725 and encodes 507 amino acids. NCBI's taxonomy places the organism in Eukaryota, Metazoa, Chordata, Crocodylia, Alligatoridae. The transcript is spliced from 17 exons. Gene Ontology annotation, biological process: protein N-linked glycosylation. Gene Ontology annotation, molecular function: dolichyl pyrophosphate Man9GlcNAc2 alpha-1,3-glucosyltransferase activity. The record is from RefSeq and is a predicted model, not a curated record.